AUUUGUGCGUCGCGGCUCGAACAACGCGUGGCCAGAAAUUCUUCUUAUUUCCCACUUUAUUUGGGCCUAUUUUAAUUUUUUUUUUUUUUUUUUUUUUUUUGGUUUUCACUUACUCUGCAAUCUACUGACACAUUUUUUCGACGCAAUUUACGGGCACGAUUAAUUGACAAGUUGUUAAACAUAUCUAUUAAAUGCCAGCAACCUUUAAAUAGCCCGUGUGCACCGCGUAAAAAUUAUCAAUUAAAAUCAAUUAACAAGCAGCGGCGGGAAAAUAAAAUAAAAUCAAAUUUAAAUACAAAUACAAAUAACAGCGAUGCCGGGAAGAAAAAAAAAUCACCACAAAAACAGCAACAGAACCAGACAGCAGCAGCAGCAGCAGCAGCAGCAGCAAAGGGGUCAGCAGUCGAGGGAUAAGCAGGAUGGUCAAAACGAGCACAGGGACAUCAGUCCGUCGCCGGAUGAGGAGAAGGCGAAGGAGAAGCUGCCGUACCGCAUCGCCCAGUCGGAUGUGUAUGGACGAUAUCUGGUGGCCAGUCGUCAGCUGGAGGCAGGUGAAAUGCUGAUCCGCGAGGAGCCUUUGGCCAUUGGGCCCUGUGUGAGCGGAGAUCCCGUCUGCCUGGGAUGCUAUCAGCCGGUGUCCUUGAAGCGCGACCAGUAUCGUUGCCCUGGCUGCGCCUGGCCACUCUGCGGCACCAGCUGUGUGGGCCUCAAACAUCGGCAUGGUCACACUGAAACGGAGUGCCAACUGUACGCGGAACGCAGGGCGGUCGCCGGCGAACUGCUGACGGAUCGCGCCGGUCCGGCGGAAGUGCGCGACCUCUACGAACUGGUGAUGAUCGUGCGCAUCCUUCUGCUGCGCCAGCACGAUCCGGAGCAGUUCCAGCUGAUCGCCCGCAUGGAGUCGCACACGGAGGAGCGGCGUCUCAACCAGGUCCUCUGGCAUCACUACGAGGAGAAGGUGGUGCAGCGAUUGCGUUCGACCUGGCAACUGAGGGACUUUGAGCCGGAACAAGUGCACGAAAUAUGCGGCAUCCUGGACGUUAACUGCUUCGAGAUCGGCCAGAACGGAGCCAAGGCGCGGACGCUAUAUCCGAGCGCCUUCCUGCUCGCGCACGACUGCACCCCCAACACGGCGCACACGGACGACCCGGUGUCCUUUGAGAUCCUGCUGCGCACCUCGCGGCGCGUGCGCGAGCGGGAAGCGCUUACGCUCAGCUAUGCGUACACGCUGCAGGGCACGCUCAAGCGGCGCGCCUUCAUGCACGAGGGCAAGCUCUUCUGGUGCGGCUGCCGGCGCUGCGCCGAUCCCCGCGAACUGGGCACCGACUGCAGCGCCCUGGUGUGCGCCACCUGCCGGACGGGAUCGGUGCGGGCGCAGGAUCCACUGGAGCAGACCGCCGACUGGGCCUGCGAUCGCUGCUCCCACAAAAUAGGAGCCAAGGACCUGGAGCGCCAGCUGGAUCGCAUCAAUGACGACCUGGAGGCCAUCGAUGUGCACGACAUUCCCGGGCUGGAGAACUUUCUCCUACGAUAUCGGGAUGUCCUGCGACCGAAUCACUACCUCCUGCUGUCGGCCAAGUACUCGUUGUGCCAGAUCUACGGCAGGAUAGAGGGAUACUUGCUGCCGCAGAUGUCGCCGGAGGAUAUUGCUCGCAAGGAGACGUACUGCCGCGAGUUUCUCGAGAUCAUAGACGUACUGGAUCCGGGACUAACACGGUUGAGAGGACUCAUCAUGUACGAGCUGCAUGCCCCUGUCAUGGUCCUGGCCCAGUCGGCCAUCCAGAGCGGACAGAUCUCACGGCAAGAGUUCCAGCGUCGACUCAAGGAGGUGGUCAAGCUGCUCCAGGUCAGCCGGGAUAUAUUGUGCCUGGAACCGGAAGGAUCCACGGAAAACGCCAUGGGACUCGCAGCAGCCGAUGCCCUCGUUAAAAUGGGCUGCUAACUGAAACUAUUUGUAAUCUAACUGCGUUCACCCCUAAGUAAAAUGUAUCUCAAAAUGCAAAUAGCAAAUACUCAA
Messenger RNA from Drosophila elegans, 2017 nucleotides. RefSeq names its product SET domain-containing protein SmydA-8 (gene SmydA-4). The record is from RefSeq and is a predicted model, not a curated record. The transcript is spliced from 5 exons. NCBI's taxonomy places the organism in Eukaryota, Metazoa, Arthropoda, Insecta, Diptera, Drosophilidae. Gene Ontology annotation, molecular function: protein binding. Bases 314 to 1942 code for a protein of 542 amino acids.